UUUCUAAAUGCAAUUUCGAUUGCUUAUUCAGGUGUUGCUAGAUAUAUGGAGUUCAUUCCUAAUGCAAGGGUUCCAAUAAUUCAGUACAUGAGCAACCAAUAUGACAUUUCCUGUGAUAUAUCAAUUAACAACUACCCUGGUCGGAUGAAAUCCAGAAUCUUCUACUGGAUCAACACCAUAGAUGAGCGCUUUGGUGAUAUGGUUUUAUUGGUCAAGGAAUGGGCAAAAACUCAAAAUAUUAACGACCCAAAAAAUGAAACCCUGAACUCAUAUUCUCUGUGCCUACUUGUCAUUUUUUAUUUUCAGAGAUGUGAGCCUGCAAUUUUGCCACCUCUGAAGGAGAUUUAUGAUGGGGAUGUUGCAAAAGAAACGGUGUUUUAUGAUGAGAAAUAUGUUGAUGAGGUUUGUGCGGCAAAUAUAGCAAGGUUUCUACACCAGAACAUGGGACAAAGAAAUCAGACCUGUCUUUCACUUCUGUUUACAUCUUUUUUCCAUCAGUUUUUAGGCAUCAGUGGCCUUUCAAGUAAGGUUAUAUCCACUUAUACGGGCCGGUUUGAGCGAAUCCAGGACAACCCAAGGUGGAUGGCCAAAUCAUACAGCUUGUUUGUUGAAGAUCCGUUUGAGAGACCUGAUAAUGCCGCUAGAGCAGUUGAUGCGGAGGAGAUGGAACGUAUUGAGCGCGCUUUCAAUCAUAUGAGCAGUAGGUUUGUUGGUGGUGCACUCAAUGACCGGGACGAAUUGGUCUCACUGCUGUGUACACCUGCUGUUGGAUCUAGUCUUGGGAGAGUCAGGGCCAACCGCUGCACAAAUACUCUGCCAAGUUGUCAGCUGUAUUCACCUGCACCAGCCAACCAAUAUGACAAUCAACAUCACCAGCAAGCCAGAGGUUCUACGGGAAGCAGAUCAGGCUCACAGUCACAGGGGUAUGCUACAGGACACCAGACGGCAUGGCCUGACCAGUAUCAUAAACAAUCGCAAGCCUAUAAUGCAGAGGGCAUGACAGCAGGACAAUUUCAGAAUGUCCAUCGUCCAGAGGCUUAUACUGCAGGGCUUCAAACAGCAGUACCGCUCCAGUACAAUGAUUAUGCACGGUCACAUGCAUCAGGGAGCCGAACAGUAGGCCGAUACCGGAACCAGCAGCAGAGAAGGGAGUACUCGCCAUACCAGUAUGCUGGCACUACAAGGCACGAGCCUGCAGGUGGACACUGGUUCCACGAUGCACCAGCACAGGAAUCUGGGUAUCAAGCCUCCUCGAGCAAUACAGCUUGGCAAUGGUAGCAGCCAUUCUGUCAAGGCGCCAGCUGCAUGAACUGACCAAUAGAGCGUCUCAGGAUAGCAGCAGUUCAUCUUCAGCUUUUGCGUGAUGAUAUGCAUGUAUUUAUGGUAUUAGCAUAGCUUUUGCCUGACUAUGCAUCAACUUAUGGGUGCUUAGCUCAUACCGUAAUGAUGCUGAUAUGUUAAUUUUGAACCUAUCCCUUAUCGCAGUAAAGCCUGGAACUUGAUAUCUUCAGUCAGUGUAAUAUACGCUGUAGACAAGUUGCAGUUUCAUUACUCGACUAUGUUUUUA
Molecule: messenger RNA, 1567 nt
Organism: Panicum virgatum (switchgrass)
Lineage: Eukaryota; Viridiplantae; Streptophyta; Magnoliopsida; Poales; Poaceae
Product: protein HESO1-like
Exons: 6
Coding region: 46-1278 (410 amino acids)
Molecular function (GO): RNA uridylyltransferase activity
Source: RefSeq, a predicted model, not a curated record